Molecule: messenger RNA, 378 nt
Organism: Anguilla anguilla (European eel)
Lineage: Eukaryota; Metazoa; Chordata; Actinopteri; Anguilliformes; Anguillidae
Gene: fgf11a
Product: fibroblast growth factor 11a
Exons: 3
Coding region: 8-373 (121 amino acids)
Biological process (GO): positive regulation of protein phosphorylation; fibroblast growth factor receptor signaling pathway; cell differentiation
Cellular component (GO): cytoplasm
Molecular function (GO): fibroblast growth factor receptor binding; growth factor activity
Source: RefSeq, a predicted model, not a curated record
CAUCGCCAUGAACAGCGACGGCUACGUGUACACCUCCGAACACUUCACUCCGGAGUGCAAGUUCAAGGAGAGUGUGUUCGAGAACUACUACGUGACGUACUCCUCGAUCCUGUACCGGCAGAGCCAGUCCGGGCGGGCCUGGUACAUCGGGAUCAACCGCGACGGGCAGGUCAUGAAGGGCAACAGGGUCAAAAAGACCAAAGGGGCGGCACACUUCCUGCCCAAAUUCAUCGAGGUGGCCAUGUACAAGGAGCCCUCGCUGCACAACAUCGCCGGGCAGAGCCCGCCCAGGAAAACAGCCAAGGCCUCCGACUCGCCCGUGCCGCAGAACGUCAAGAAAGACCGGAAAGAUCUAAAACCGGAUGCUUCCUAGCCCAC